This is a messenger RNA of Coccidioides posadasii C735 delta SOWgp, 768 nucleotides long. RefSeq lists its product as uncharacterized. NCBI's taxonomy places the organism in Eukaryota, Fungi, Ascomycota, Eurotiomycetes, Onygenales, Onygenaceae. The record is from RefSeq and is a predicted model, not a curated record.
AUGCCACGGCCAAUUGGAGAACAACUGGCGCAAGCACCAAUUAAUGGCGGUUUGGAGAUGCCUGCUUCUACUUGCAGUGAUAUCCGCGCUCCAAAGACGCUCAUUUCAGGAGAACCAAAUUUAUUUCCCGAACGGCUAAAACGGCGAGCAACGGAUAGCGUAAGAGGAGCCGGACGAUACCACUCACAACGGCGGCCAGGCAACAGGGAUGAGUUUGAUGGACCAACUCAGCUUCUAGACAUGCCGUCUGCUAUAACCGUGGAAAUUCAGGAAGAUGAUCUCCCUCUCCUUCCUACAACUUUGGAUGUGCAAGAACAAGAUCAGAUCCUUUCUGAUGUUAAUGAUCGUUUGUCAAAAUGUGCUUUCGAUUUUGUGGCAAAAUACCAGUUCCCUAUCCCUCUAGAAUCAGACAAAAAGCAUGUUAGGAGCCCACAGGACCGCGAAUGGACUGAAUGGGUUUAUCUUUUGAAAAGGCUUGCCACGAAGCGGCGAAUUCCUGCCAGGGUCCUGUAUAAUGGGCAGAUUAAGCAGUUUGUAACCGUGCUGGAAAAUGCCCUGGAAACACGCCAUGUGACCAAGAAUCAAAAUCGUCCGUUGAAAGACGACCGCAAUAUCCUUCAGUUUAUUUCCGCGGGAACCCAAGUUGCUAAGAUCCUCAAGGAUGCUUCUGCCAUGGAGUACUUUGAUUGGUUGUAUGUCCAAACAGAGAGAUAUAUCCACGAACGGCGAAUUCACCGAGAGGAACUUGCAUUCCAUAAUGGCCUCUAG